UUAAUCUCAGCCUGGAUGAUUGAGUCUCUGCUCAAAACGCAUGCAACUUCCGCCGGCUUCAAACAAACAAAACAGAAACACGCUGUAGUUGAGCAUUUAUUACGUUACUGUGUUAUUAAUUGGAACGAACAUACCUUAUUAGAAUAUCAUUGUCCAAUAUUGUUUGGAAUCUCUACUAUCAACAUGUCUGAGAACCCUAAAGUAUUUUUCGACAUAGCAAUCGGAGGAGAGAGUGUGGGAAGAAUUCUAUUUGAACUGUUCAAAGACAAGGUACCCAAGACAACUGAGAAUUUCCGAGCCUUAUGUACUGGUGAAAAAGGAAAUGGAAAAUCAGAAAAACCACUUCAUUUUAAAAACUGUCCUUUCCAUAGAAUCAUAAAGAGUUUUAUGAUACAAGGUGGAGAUUUUACAGCUGAAAAUGGAACUGGUGGUGAAAGUAUUUAUGGAGAAAAAUUUGAUGAUGAAAAUUUAGAACUCAAACAUGACAGACCUGGAUUACUUAGUAUGGCCAAUUCAGGUCCAAAUACAAAUGGUUCACAGUUUUUUAUAACAACAGUUGAAACACCACAUCUAGAUGGUAAACAUGUGGUAUUUGGUAAAGUUUUAAAGGGUAUGAGUGUAGUAAGACAAUUAGAAAACCAGGAAACAGGUGAAAAUGACAAACCAGUAAAGGACUGUGUAAUAAGUGAUUGUGGUGAAAUUUUACCAGGUGAGUCAGAUGGUAUUAAUCUAGAUGAUGGUACUGGUGAUAUGUAUCCUGACUGGCCCGAAGAUGCUGAAGUAGAUUUUAAAAACAAAGAAGAGAAAGAAAAAAUAUUUCAAAUAGUAGAUGCUAUAAAAGGAAUAGGAACUGAACAGGUUAAAAAACAGAAUUAUGAGCUAGCAAAGAAAAAAUAUGAUAAAGCAUUAAAAUAUAUACACACUAUUAUGGAUCAGAUGAAUUUAUCAGAAGAAGAAGAAAAUGAGAUGGGAAGAAGCCAUGUCUUGUCUUUAUUAUUAAAUCUAGCUUUAUGUUGUUUGAAGUUGAAAAAAUACGACGAAGCCAAUGAAAAUUGUCUUGAGGCUUUAGAAAUCGAUGCUACUAAUGCUAAAGCAUUAUUUAGAAGAGCUCAGGCUUGUAGUGCUAUACAGAACUGGGAUGAAGCCAUUAUUCAUUUAAAUGCUGCUUUAAAGUCUGAACCUAAUGAUGCAGGUAUCAAAAAAGAAAUACAUAGAGUCCAUGCAGAAAAGAAGGCAUACAAAGAAAACCAGAAGAAAAUGUAUUCGAAAAUGUUUGCAUAACAUUGUACUUGGAUGAUUUUAUUGUCAAUUUACAAUCUCAUUUUAGAACAAAUACUAUUAUGUGUUAAGUGUUGAAAAGGAUGAUAUAUUUUGACUAUUAUUAUAUGUUGUUUAUAUAUAAGAUCUCAAUCUCAAGGUUCACAUUAUCACCAUCUUUACCUCUCAUCAUAUCUGAAUACUCUAAUUCCCCGGUUGUACGUGACAAGGAGUAGGGUCACCUGUCCAAUCUCGUGGUAUUUCUCAGGAUCCUUCGGUUUCCUCCCACUUCUAAAGACCCAUACGUGCAAGCAAAUUAUUGAAAUAAAAUUGAACAAUAUGUUAUUCCCAAAAUGACCUAGUUUGUGUCAAGUGGACUGUGGACGUUAAACCCCACCCAACCUCUCUCGGAAUACUCUAAACUAAAAUCUUGAAAAGUAGCGUACGUCCAUCCUGCUUUCGAUGGAGAGAGAGAAAUGGGGUUUAAGAUCCACUCGACACUUCGGGACUAACAUAUGGUUUAAUUUUAUUUCAACAAUUCGCUUGCACGUAGGGGUCUUAAGCAGUGGGAGGAAACCAGCGGACCCGGGAAAAAACCAUGAGGUUGGACCCUACUCCUUGUCACGUACAACUGUGGAAUCGAAACCACGCCAGUUGACUCAGUGACAGACCUUAUGAUACAGCGCACACGUACUAACCAUUCGGCCAUCCAAGCCCUUGCUUUAGAUGGAUUAUGUAAGAGCUAAAUCUGCAUAUUGCAGGCCCCAAGUUCACAAAGCAUUCUCAGACUUGCGUACAGAAUUUACUCAGAAUUGUUCGCCUUAUUUUAACUAAAGUAUAGCCCUUUAUAAAACUUUUGUUGUUUUAAUGUAUCAAAUACAUCAAUAAGUUUUGUGUUUCUGGAUCAAAGAUAUUUCUCAUAAACAAUGAUUGAAAGUUGUGUAAAUUCUUAACUUAAGUCUGAGAAUGCUUUGUGAACUUGGCCAGGUUUUUUAUUUUGGUGUCAAAUGUUAUAUAUAUUAUUAUUUAUACAUGACAAGCCUAUAAUCAACUCUCUAGACCAUCGCAUGACUGAGAUUUAAUUGGAUUAGAAAACCUAAGAAAUUAAAAACAUUUAUGACAAAUGGAUAAUUGAAUCCAACACUCAUAACUUAGUGAUUUGAGGGAAUUUUUCAUUAUCUAUUUUUGAACUGUUAUAGCAAGAACCCACAUCUCUUUAUCUAAAUCUUACAUAAUGCAUCUUUAAUUGUAGCCCAAAAUGGAUUCUGAUUGGUCGAAAUCACUAUUGAUAGUAUUUCUUGGUUUACUGGAUCUUUCAUGAGACAUUGAUUUUACUGGUUCACAUUCCUUAAAGUUAAAAUUUCAUAUUUUCUAAGAAAGUCAAAACAUAAUUAUUUCUAUGUCUUUUGCUCAAUAGGUUGUCAACUUACUAUUAUACGAUCAUAGGUGUCAUUCUGACACUUAAAACUCAUUUACCGGUACACCGGAAAUAAUAACACAAUUACCUCCCAAUUACCUCCCUUGUUUUCUAUUCUCCACCAUGGAGUAGCUAUCCGCAAACGUUUAAAUUUGAAGUUGAAAAUGAUAAUUUUGCCAUUUCUCAAAAAAAGGACAAUAGUGAAUUAUAGGAUUAAUAGGAUUAUUCUUUAACAAGGUAGGACUGUUUAUAGAUACCAUCUAUUUUAAGGCUUUAUUUUAAUAAAUUUUAAAAAUAUAACGUAUAAAUAUGAAAUUGUAGCUUUAAACUGUCUUGUGGUCUGUACUUUCAAUAUGAUAAAGGUUUUGUGCUAAAUGUUUUUGUUAAAUUGUUAGUUAUGUAUAUAUCUGUAAACGUGUAUCAUGAAUAUUGAAUAAAUUUAGUAAUAAAUUG
Molecule: messenger RNA, 3127 nt
Organism: Patella vulgata (common limpet)
Lineage: Eukaryota; Metazoa; Mollusca; Gastropoda; Patellidae
Product: peptidyl-prolyl cis-trans isomerase D
Exons: 11
Coding region: 16-1281 (421 amino acids)
Biological process (GO): protein folding; protein peptidyl-prolyl isomerization
Molecular function (GO): protein binding; peptidyl-prolyl cis-trans isomerase activity
Source: RefSeq, a predicted model, not a curated record